AUGGCCCGGCUGGGCGCCUUGCUGGUGGCCGCCGCCUUGGGCGCGCUGCUCAGCUUCGCGCUGCUGGCCGCCGCGGUGGCCAGCGACUACUGGUACGUCCUGGAGGUGGCUGACGGCAACCACAGCGGCCCCGGGCACGCCGAGCCGCUGUCCUCGCACUCCGGGCUCUGGCGCAUCUGCGAAGGACAGAACAGCUGCAUCCCCCUCAUCGACCCCUUUACCAGCGAGAGCCUGGACAUGUCCACCUCCGUGCAGCACCUUAUCUCGUUGCACCGCGCGGUCAUGGUGGUCCUGCCCCUGAGCCUGGUCCUCAUCGUGUGCGGCUGGGUCUGCGGCCUGCUCAGCUCCCUGGCCCAGAGUGUCCCCCUGCUGCUGUUCACUGGCUGCUACUUCCUGCUGGGGGGUGCCCUGACCCUGGCGGGCAUCAGCGUCUACAUCAGCUACUCGCACCUGGCCUUCGCGGAGACAGCCCGCCAGUACGGGGCCCAGCAGGUGCAGGCUGUGCGCAUCAGCUUUGGCUGGUCCUCGGCCCUGGCCUGGGGCUCCUGCGCAGCCGAGACCCUCAGCGGAGCCAUCCUGCUGGUGGCAGCCCGAGCCCUCAGCCUGAGCCAGCGGCCCGGUGGCCUCCACUCCGUGGUCGUCUAAGUCGGAGUUGGCGGGAGAGCAGUGCUGUCUCCUUUUGUGGCUCCUAUGGUCGGUAGUCAGAGCCCCGGGCCCAAGGAGCAGCUGGAGAAAGACUGGGGGUCCCACCUGUCAUCCACUUGUCAUCCUGGCUGGGAAGGGGGUCCUAGGCAUGGGCGAGGGGCUGGGGUAGCACCAGGGUGGCACCGGGGCAUCCAGGCUCCUCAUGCUGGGCAAAGCCAGACGUUUGGGGCUCCCCUGACCCCACUUAUGCCCUCUAGGGACUGACUGCUUUAACCACCUCCUUAGCAAAGUGAGCCCAGAAAGAGGAAGAGCAGCUGAGGUCAUGGGAUUCGUAUGCUUAGAGUCAGGGUGGGUGCCGCAGGUUCCUGGGACAGGCAGAGAAGCCCCCCUACACCUGGGGAAGGAGGGGACUCAAGAGAGAAGUAGGUGUCAUUGGUUUAAUACCCCCAGUGCUAGGUGCUGUGUGCCCACCCACUCGUCCAAUUCCCAACAACUCUGCAUGACACUCACCAUCCACCCGCUUUACAGAGGAGGAGACUGAGGCCCAGCGCGGUGGAGGACCUGCCUGGAUCACCGAGGGGCCGAUGGCAGAGUCAGGCGCCUGCAAGGGCCAUGUGACUCCCAAACCUCCAUCUGUCCUGGGAGGGCAGGGGGAGCCCAGUGGGCCCGAUGGAUGGCCUUGGCCCCUCCCAUGUCUCAGACCUGGUGGUUGGUUUAAGCUGAGCACUUUGGGGUAGGACAGGCCCUUGGGCCUCCAUCCCUGCACUGGUUCGGACACUGCUCUUGCUGAUGGGGGCUCCGAGACACGGCCCUCCCCCUUCUGCAGAUCGUUGGGAAUAUCCGUGGUUGCCAGGGGCCCCUGGGGCCUCUGGGGCCCCUGGAACAAUACUGAGGGGGCAGGAAAAGUGUACAGUGGGGGGGGGGGAGCACUAUUUGCCUGCUCUGAGUGGCCAGGAUGAAGGGGCUUCAUCAGGAGGUGACAGUGCUGCCUAGGGUGGUCCGGACUGGAAACCAGGCUCUGCGCCAACGAGGCUGCAGGCUUAUUGGACAGAAUUGUGAGCUCCAGGCAGGGUGGGGAGCAGCCCCAGCCCCACUGUCCCUUGGCUGGUAUAAGGGUAAGACCUGGAGAACAUGGGAGACCUGAGUCAUCCUGGCCUGUAGGGGCCAGGGCAGGCUCAGCUCUCUGUAGGCAGGGAAGCUGGGGUGGCUCCAGGAGGGUCUGCAGGGCACUGGGCAGCACUGGAAGCCCCCAACAGCCCCACUCUGGGUGCGGGCCCUUCCUGAGUCUGGGAUGAGUGCCAGGGAAGAUGGCGGCCUCUCGGCUUGGUCUUCCUCCCUCCCCCGCCUCCCUUUGUUGCUUCCAAGGUUACAGGAAGCUCCUGGGCACAGGGUCCUGGAACUGUUGGAACCUCCUGGGGGACCGGUGGGGGGUCUUUGCUUCCUCCUCUUGUUCUAGCUUUUACCAUUUCAUGUAGGAACCAUAGCCAAUUUGUCCUUAAAUAAAUCAACUUGUGUUGUGUGUGAGUGAUAUAAGCCUUUUUUUUCUCUUCACUUUUGUCAAAAUAGCUAACACAUGCCAUUUCAUACAAGCAAUGCAAAGGUGAACAGUGAACAGUGACCAACUGUGUGCGCACGCGUGUGCACGUGUAUGUGUGUGCACAUGUCUGUCCAUCCAUCCAGGGAAAUCCUAUGAAAGACAACAAGCCGGCUUCUCCUUUCCAUCCAGCAGGGCCAUGGGAGGAGAGCUCUGUGUUCCCGCCAGGUGAUGGCUUUGUGGGCAGGUCCUUUAGUCAGUGAGGAAAGCUCCUGGACCUGAUUGGCUACAACUUGACUUCUCCUUCCUAUUUGCCCCAUGGCAUUCGCUGGGGAGGUUUCUCCUGGCUGAACAGGGGUUGCUGGGCUUUGGGGUUGGAUGCCAGAAUGGACACGCUGGGAGGCUACUUGGGAGGUGAGAAUUCCAAGUGGGGGACAUGUGGCACUUGCCCCUUCCUUUCUUCUAGAGACAUCGUCAGGACACUGAGCUGACUGUCCUGAGGACGUUGUCAGGAGGGAUAGGUGCUUGAGCUGAAAAGUCAUGGAUGGUCAGGGCUGAAUGCAAGCUGAUGAUGAGGCAGACGUACAGAGAGCCACCAUCAGGGGACAGAGGUUGGACCCACAGGGACCAGGGGCCCCUGAGAGAGCUGGGAGAGCCUCAACUCUUCAAUCGCCAACUCUCAUCCCUGGGAGAUCCCACUACAGUAACUUUCUGUCCUUGGAGGUUCCCGUGAUUGCACAUCG
Messenger RNA from Loxodonta africana (African savanna elephant), 2922 nucleotides. It is a transcript of the gene TMEM235, whose product is annotated as transmembrane protein 235. The transcript has 4 exons. Lineage: Eukaryota; Metazoa; Chordata; Mammalia; Proboscidea; Elephantidae. Bases 1 to 645 code for a protein of 214 amino acids. Gene Ontology annotation, cellular component: apical plasma membrane. The record is from RefSeq and is a predicted model, not a curated record.